AACCCUCUUGCAGAGACUGGACGGAGCAAACUGCAGAAUCAGAGGGCAGCUCUGAACCAACAGAUUCUGAAAGCAGUGAGGAUGAGGGCUGGCGCUGAGAACCUUCUACGGGUGACGACCAACAACAAAGCGCGAGAACAGGUGCUUCUUGAACUCAGUUAUGUAAACUCAAAUCUGCAGAUUCUUAAGGAAGAGCUGGAAGGACUCAAUAUCUCGGUCGAGGUCUACCAGAAUACUGAGGGAGCUUUUAGUAUUCCGUUGAUACCACUUGGUUUGAAAGAGACCAAAGAUGUUGAUUUUACUGUCUUUCUGAAGGACUUUAUUCUGGAACACUAUAGUGAAGAUGCUUCUGAAUAUGAGAACGAAAUUGCUGAUCUUAUGGAUUUACGACAAGCGUGUCGUACCCCCAGCAGAAAUGAAUCUGGGGUUGAGAUGUUGCUAUCCUAUUUCAUUCAGCUUGGGUUUAUAGAGAACCGAUUUUUUUCACCUAGCAGACACCUGGGAAUUUUAUUUACCUGGUAUGACUCCUUCACAGGUGUCCCUGUCUGCCAGAAGAACUUGUUGCUUGAAAAAGCCAGCAUUUUAUUUAAUAUUGGUGCACUUUACACACAGAUUGGUACAAGGUGCAAUCGACAGACAGAUGCUGGCCUUCAAAAGGCAGUUGAAGCUUUACAGAAUGCUGCAGGAGUUCUGAAGUACCUUAAGGAGACCUUUACUCACACCCCAAGUUAUGACAUGAGCCCCGCCAUGUUGAGUGUGCUGGUCAAGAUGAUGCUUGCUCAGGCCCGGGAAUGUGUCUUUGAGCAAAUCUGCCUCCCUGGAAUAAGGAAUGAAUUCUUCACACUGGUAAAGAUGGCCCAGGAAGUUGCAAAGGUUGGAGAAACAUACACGCUUGUUCACACUGCAAUGAACCAAACACCAGUCAAGGAGAACAUCCCUUACUCCUGGUUGAAACUGGCCCAGAUCAAGUCAGACCACUUCAGAGCUUUGGCACAUUAUUUCGUGGCAACUAUGCUGAGUGACCACCAGAUACGUGAGAAUGAUGACGAAGACCAGCAGGAAAAGGCCUUCUCUCAGCUGUAUGACCACGUGCCGGAUGGGAUGACGCCCUUGGGCAUUUUAAAGGACAAUGCUCAGCGCAAACAACUAGGAAAAGCGCAUUUGCGGAGAGCCAUUAUACAUCACGAGGAAGCCUUGAGAGUUUGUGGCAUGUGCCAAAAGCUCCGGAACAUCGAGGUCCUCCAGGAAAUUCUGGCAGUCGCUCACAAGCGAUCCCUCCUCAAAUACUCACAGCAGGAGCAGGAAGAUGAUUUUUUGAGUUUGGCACAGGCUCCUGAUAUCAAUCCUAAGACAGAUCACAAAAUUGAAACGAUCGCUCCGCUGUUCUCCAAGGUGAAAGUCAAAGACUUAUUCGAGAGGCUGGGUCCGCUUACAGUGUUUUCAGCAAAACAGCGGUGGACUGCUCCUCGCACGGUGCGUUUCUGCUCUGAACCUGAGGGCCUGGGGUUCACUUUGAAAGGCGGCCCCCCUGUACACAUUCACUGUCUCGAUCCAAUUUCUCCUGCAGCAUUGGCAGGCCUGAAAGAAGGAGACUGCAUUGUGGCCAUUCAAGGCACUGACUGCAAAUGGCUGGGAGCAAGCGAGGUCUUGGAAAAAUUCCAGAACUUGAGAGAUCAAGAAGCAGAGAUCCAGGUUAUCAGCUGUCAAGACACCGCAGCUUCCCUGCACAACAAAAGUGCAACUUAUUCUGUGGGAAUGCAGAAAACAUACUCUCUGAUCUGUUUGGCCAUGGAAGAAGAAAAAACAGAUAAGGCCAAGAAAGUGACUCCUAAGCUGUCCUUUUUGAGCUGGGGCAUGAAGAACAGGCAGAAAGCAGCUAGUACGCUUUGUCUUCCUUCGGCGGUUACUGGGAGCUCCCCAGCAAAGAAGAAACUUGCCUCUCCCUUCACGCUUCUGAAUACAGACAGCUCGUUGUACUAGGACUUGAAAAGGAGGCUUCUUUCAUCCAGAAAUGUUUUCUGAAUGAGCGCCAUAAACCUGACAUGCAACCUCGGUAAACCUGAACUGGCUCCAGAUGGAAGUGGCGGUGCCAGCUCAGACUUGACCCACGCUGUGAAAUUUUGAAGGAACUUGUACUACACCUGCCAGAGAAACACAACAGUGUCACUUGGGGAAAUUUGGGGAUCUUGUUUUGUUGCUGAGAAAACAAA
Varanus komodoensis (Komodo dragon) is the source of this 2210-nucleotide messenger RNA. It is a transcript of the gene RHPN2, whose product is annotated as rhophilin Rho GTPase binding protein 2. The record is from RefSeq and is a predicted model, not a curated record. The transcript has 14 exons. NCBI's taxonomy places the organism in Eukaryota, Metazoa, Chordata, Lepidosauria, Squamata, Varanidae. Bases 82 to 1980 code for a protein of 632 amino acids. Gene Ontology annotation, molecular function: protein binding. Gene Ontology annotation, biological process: negative regulation of stress fiber assembly; signal transduction.